Molecule: messenger RNA, 3058 nt
Organism: Poecilia reticulata (guppy)
Lineage: Eukaryota; Metazoa; Chordata; Actinopteri; Cyprinodontiformes; Poeciliidae
Source: RefSeq, a predicted model, not a curated record
GCCUAGUUAAAGCUUAAAGGUCAACAAUAAGACUUUAGACAUGAGGUUGUUGCAGAGCAGAAAAACAAGACAGAUGAUCAUGAGCAGCAGCAAAAACCAGCCUAGAUCUGAUUAAGAUCCUUUUAAUUAAGGAACAUUUCUAAAAAUCUCUGGAUUACAGUCGGCUUCAGAGAAUUCAGGGAUUGGAAAACYGGCUGAUUUAUGAAUCUUUUCACAGAUUAAAAUAAUUUUAAAAAUCCAGUUUGGGAGGCUGAACCCCUCGACACAAAGCUACACGAUACUGGCUGGUGUCUGAUAAGCAUCCAGUCCAGAUGCUGAUUGGCUGAUCGGAUCAGAGAUGUUGAACUCCAAGGUCAGGUGUGUUACAGCUAAAACGCCCGUUAGCUUCUGCACGUAUGAAUGAACUUCAAGGUUAGUCAUUAAAACAGGCAGUUACUGGCAUUUUCAGAAGGAAUCAAGUAUUUGGAUCAUCUGUUCGUUGGUGGCUGUGGACCAAAAAACGAACUCAGAUUCCUCCCAGUUACUUCAUAUCWGACUCAAACAUUCCCAAACCUGCCAAGUGGAUAUGAAAGCUAUAGAUCCGCACCGACAAAUCGAUAUGCUUGCAGUUUUCCACACACUGAYAGUGGGAGGGUCAGCACAGUGGUGCAGCCGGUUCUAAUGGUCCUUCUGGACUGAGUCAGCAUGUUCCCUCUCUGGUUCGGUCCAGACACGUGACUGCUGGGUCUCUAACCUGCCCUCAGGUUGUUGUUGACCUGUCCAGGGUGUGUGACCUUCCUGCUGCCCAGAGAUAAGCGGCUACAGAUGGAUGACAUUCCAGGUGUUGGGACUCGUCUGCAGUCCUGGUGCGGGUUCAGUUCAGACCACCUGAAGGGAGCAGCAGCCUGUCUGUCUGUCUGUCUGUCUGUCUGUCUGUCUGCGGUGGAGGAACAGAGGCAGGACGUCUGUCAACACAAACCCAAACAAACCGACCCGCCUGGAGACCCGGGAACGAGCCCCCAGGAUUUCCUGGAAUCUGUUUGGGUUUCGCUGCUAAUGAGCAAAAACAUGUAGAACAGCAGCGGCUUCCAGGAAGAUUAGAUGCUGGGGAACGAUCCGGCGUCAGCCGCUGGACGAGUUCAUACACGAGCGGCCCGUCGCAUGUUCACUAACACGUCUGUGUGUGUGUGUGUGUGUGUGUGUGUGUGUGUGUGCGUGUGUGUGUGUGUGUGUGCAGCUGACUGUCAGCAGGGCUGCAAACAUGGAGACUGCGUCGGACCGGACAGCUGCAAAUGUCACCCGGGAUACACCGGAAAAGCCUGUAACCAAGACCUGAACGAGUGCGGAGUGAAGCCGCGGCCCUGUAAGCACCGCUGCAUGAACACGGCCGGCAGCUUCAAGUGCUUCUGCCUGGACGGCUUCGCCCUGCAGCCGGACGGCAGCUGCAGGAACGUGCGGACCUGUUUCCAUGCCAACUGCCAGUACGGCUGUGAGGUGAUGAAGGGCGAGGUGCGGUGCACCUGUCCGUCUCCAGGGUUACGGCUGGGCCCGGACCGCCGCUCCUGUGUGGACGUCGAUGAGUGCGCGCUGGGCGCGGCCUGUCCGCGCCGCAGGAAGUGCGUCAACACGUUCGGGAGCUUCUUCUGCAAAUGCCACCUGGGCUUCAGGCUGACGUUCAUCGACGGGCGCUACGCCUGCAUCGAUAAAGACACUCGGCCGUUCUGCUCCCUGAAUCCUUCCUCUCCAAAGUGUCGGUGUAAAGAUGGCAGCUGCAAAGGGAUCCUCAGAGUGACUUUAGAGCCACACAGACCCAGAACUACAGCUCCCACCACCACUGUUCCCACGACAACCACUGUUCCCACAACAACCACUGUUCCCACGACAACCACUGUUCCCACGACAACCACUGUUCCCACUACAACCCCUGUUCCCACGACAACCACUGUUCCCACCACCACCUCUGCUUCUACCACCACCACUGUUCCCACCACCACCACUGUUCCCACGACAACCACUGUUCCCACGACAACCACUGUUCCCACCACCACCACUGCUUCUACCACCGUCUCCUCCACCGCUUACCAAACUACCGCUGCCUUGACGACCACUGUCAUAGCAACCACCAAAAUGGCUACCUCUGCUGUUGCUAUGACAACCAGAUCCCCAACGACUGUCCCCACAGCUCCGCCCACCGUCCCAGCUACCGCCGCUCCGACCACACCCGCCCCUCUUCCUGCUACGACCGCCGCUGAGCCUGCGGUUGCCAUAGCAACCACGACGCUGCCCUCCACCACCGGCGCCGUGGUGACGACAACGCUGAACAACCGCAUCAACAAGGACGUGACGCAGAGACAGAGAGGAGACGUUCACAUUCCUCGGCAGCCUGGACAAAACCACGUCUGGGAGUUUGACAUCGAGCUGGGGAACACGGCGCAGGACGCUCAGGACGACCCCGCGGCCGGUGAUCUGCGCUGCAGCUUCAGUCGUGGCGUCUGCAGCUGGAUCUCUGAGCGAGACGGAGAUCUGUCCUGGGAAUCUGUAGACGCUCCUGCAGGUGGGCGGUACCUGUCGGUCCCGGAGCUGAAGGAGGGCCAGCGCAGCGUCCGAGGCGCCCGAUUGGCCGUCCAGAUUCUCCCUCCGUGGAACCAUGGCGACGCCUGCUUCUCCUUCUCCCAUUGGCUGACGGGGCAUCAGGUGGGAGUCCUGCAGCUGUUUGUCCGCAAGAAAGGACGGGACCAAAGGUAUGGCUCCGCCCUCUGGAGCCGGACAGGUGGACAGGGGUGGAGGCAGACGCAGGUUACCUUGGAGACGCAGUCAGUGGACAAAGUGCUGCUGAAGGCCGAGCGAAGACCCGGACGAAGAGGCCAGAUUGCAGUUGAUGAUGUCACACUGAGACGAGGGGCGUGUCGAUGACAUCAUCAGCGGGAUAUCAUUUAAAGGGCCGGUCUGCUGUUUUCUGAUUGGUUAGAAACGUUUCCAUCUCUGGCUGCAGAUCUUGAUGCUCAGAUCAGAUUUAUUUAUGUUUUGUUUGGUCGUUUGCAUUACUUUUAAAAUGUCGGCCUCCUUCUGACCUCAGAGU